AGCUUUAAAAGAAAAAAAAGGUUUUAAUAGCAGAAAAUAAAGCUGCGAAAUAGUUUCGUCAGUUAAGAAGCAGAGAGUGAGAGUAAUUGAAUCCGAUGACAACCGUCUCCGGCGCCGUCGUUCCACCGUUCGUAUCUCCUCCUCCUCCGCUUCGUCUCCCAUUCUCUCGUCAUCAUCAUCUCAGUCUAACCAAGAUUCCUAGAACCGGCUUACGUAGGAGGAAACAUCUUGGUGUUGCUUUAGCGGCGGUUACAGCUUCAGAAUCGCCAUCAGAAGCCACGUAUGAUCCGGAGCUCCGUUUGGUUUUCGAGCUCGCAACAGAUUCUGAGCUAUACGAGCUUGAGAGUAUCCUCUUUGGUCCCAGUUACUUUAGUCCUUUGUUGAAAUCAAUCCCUAACAAAGGAGGAGGAGGAGGUGAACGGCUUAUGAUAGGGGAAGAUAUUGAGGUUCGAGAUGGUUUUAUCCAAUCUCUUGAGUCAAGAUUCUUGUUUCUCGCUGCAGAUGCUCGCUACACUCUCAGGGGUUGGAGGCCUUCAUAUAGAAACGUUUUACUUGCGGUGAGGAAUAAGUUGAGUAUUCCCUGUUCCAGUCACUUGCCGACGGAGGAUCUCGAAGCUGAGAUUUUUCUUUAUCUUGUUGACAAUUUUUCAAGUGAAGCUUCAGGGGUUUUCCCUGGAUUGUGGGAUAGUUCUCAAGCAUCAGAGGUACAGGGAAGCUUAGAAGUCGGGCUCAGUAAAUGGAAAGUUGAACUACUUGCUGCACUAGAAGUUGGUGCUUCCGAGGUCCAAUCUAUGAUUCUCAAGGGUGGUGGGAUGAUCACAUUUGCCAAGAUUUAUCAGUUGUUGGCUAAGAAACUAUCGGGAAAAGUAAUCCUUGAAGCUGCCAACUACCAGAUAAGGAGAGAGAUGCUAAAAAAGGGUGGACAGUUAGCUGCCAUUAACUUGGAAUCUCGAGCAGCUCUGCUUGCAGCAAAGCAUGGGUUCGUAGGAGCUGCAUCCAGAUACCUUGGCUUAAAAACAGUGAUGCAACUAGUCGGCCCAAUGAUGUGGGGGACGUUACUGGCUGAUUUGGUUAUUCAGAUGCUUGAAACUGACUACGCUAGAAUCUUACGAGCAAUUUAUGCGUUUGCUCAGAUUCGGAUCACCAGGACAUACAGGCUACCUUGUAAAUGAAGUAACAGUUCUUUUCUCGAGACUCUCAGUCUUCACUGUCUCUACGUAUUAUGUCGGUAACAAUGUUUUAUACUAUAUAACUCGUUCGUAUUAUGAACUGACAUAGCUAAUAUUUGUAAGGAAAUUAAGUUUAGAGUCAGUUCAGACGGUAAGAAUAAACGCUAAUGAUAUUUUGACUAUUUCCAUGAUUGAUAUUAAC
This is a messenger RNA of Eruca vesicaria subsp. sativa (arugula), 1371 nucleotides long. NCBI's taxonomy places the organism in Eukaryota, Viridiplantae, Streptophyta, Magnoliopsida, Brassicales, Brassicaceae. The record is from the annotation of a GenBank genome assembly.